AUCGAGAAAGUAUAAAAGGAGUUGAAAAUAGUGGAAGUGUUGUAAAUAGUACUGGCAAAAAGAUUGACAUUGUUGACAAGAAAAAUUCAGAGUUUUGUUUAAGCAUUUUUGCUAGUACAAGUAAAAU
Messenger RNA from Racocetra persica, 127 nucleotides. The record is from the annotation of a GenBank genome assembly. NCBI's taxonomy places the organism in Eukaryota, Fungi, Glomeromycota, Glomeromycetes, Diversisporales, Gigasporaceae.